UGGGCCACAAGUUGCCGCGGUUCAGUGACAGCUUCAAGUUUCGGCGCGAUCUGCGAUCCCUGUGGGUUUUUCCGGAUCGCUGUUGUUUAAUUCGGCGCACAUGUGGGGAACGUUAGUGAUGUGGGAAUCGGAAGUGUUUAACGCUGCUCUUGCGGUGUGUCUGAGGCCGACCCGAGCAGAGGGCUGGGGAGAGGGAUCGUUAACUGAAAGGAAGUGGGGAAGCUUCGACAUGAAGAGGAAGGUGUCAGGUCAGAGCAGAGGAGGUGAAGGCGGGUGUGUGUGGGGGACCAACCCAAGAGUGGAACUGUUCGAAACUGAAGAUGACGACUGUUUUGUUAAUCCCCAAGGAAUCGGUGCACCGAGUGUUUACCAUGCGGUGAUCGUAAUCUUUCUGGAGUUUUUUGCUUGGGGUCUGCUAACUGCACCGACCCUGGGGGUUUUGCAUGAGACCUUUCCCAAGCACACAUUUUUGAUGAAUGGCUUAAUUCAGGGAGUGAAAGGAUUACUGUCAUUCUUGAGCGCACCCUUGAUAGGUGCACUCUCUGAUGUAUGGGGCCGAAAGUCUUUUUUGCUGCUAACUGUGUUUUUCACCUGUGCUCCUAUUCCAUUAAUGAAGAUCAGUCCAUGGUGGUAUUUUGCAGUUAUCUCCGUGUCUGGUGUACUUGCUGUAACCUUCUCUGUGGUGUUUGCUUAUGUGGCUGACAUAACCCAGGAGCAUGAAAGAAGCAUGGCCUAUGGACUGGUGUCUGCAACGUUUGCUGCAAGCUUAGUUACCAGCCCAGCCAUUGGUGCAUAUCUGGGGCGGGUUUAUGGAGACAGCCUCGUGGUUAUCCUGGCCACAGCUAUUGCGCUACUCGAUAUCUGUUUUAUUCUGGUGGCUGUACCAGAAUCACUGCCAGAGAAAAUGCGGCCAGCCUCUUGGGGAGCUCCCAUAUCCUGGGAGCAAGCUGACCCAUUUGCGUCUCUCAAGAAAGUUGGCCAAGAUUCAACAGUUCUCCUGAUGUGUAUUACAGUUUUUCUCUCCUACCUCCCAGAGGCAGGCCAGUAUUCCAGCUUCUUUCUGUACCUCAGACAGGUCAUGGGAUUUUCAUCAGAAAGCGUGGCUGCCUUCAUAGCAGUUCUUGGCAUCCUCUCCAUUGUUGCCCAGACUGCUGUUCUAAGUUUGCUGAUGAGAUCAAUUGGUAACAAGAAGACUAUUCUGCUCGGUUUGGGUUUCCAGAUGUUACAAUUGGGCUGUUAUGGCUUUGGCUCUGAGCCCUGGAUGAUGUGGGCAGCAGGCGCUGUGGCAGCUAUGUCCAGUAUUACUUUUCCAGCAGUCAGUGCUUUGGUUUCACGCAAUGCUGAUCCAGAUCAACAAGGUGUUGUUCAAGGUAUGAUCACGGGGAUUCGAGGCCUGUGUAACGGCCUGGGACCAGCUCUGUAUGGGUUUAUAUUUUAUAUAUUCCAUGUGGAGUUAAUUGAAGUACCAGAGAAUGAAGUGGGAUCUCUUGACAGCCGGACGACACACAACCAUUCUCAACAGAGUUCAAUACUUCCAGGACCACCAUUUUUAUUUGGAGCGUGCUCAGUGCUGCUGGCCUUGCUUGUGGCCUUAUUUAUCCCGGAACAUACAAACACAUCUGUACGAUCCAGUAACUGGAAGAAACACAGCAACAGUCACGGUCACACACACAACCCACAAGCACCUACUGAGGCCAAGGAACCAUUACUCCAGGACACUAAUGUAUGACACAGGACCCACUGGACCCACUACCGAGCACUGAAAGCUCAGAGGCUGAGUCCUAUUUUUUUNAGAAAAAAGAGGCUGUUUAUGGUGUUAACCUGUAAAAACGAUGCACGUUUUUCUGAAUAUGGACAUCAGGUAAUUCAAUCAGGAUUGUAUUCAUCCUGUUAAGGACAGCAGCAGGUAAGACAUCCAGGACUCUGCAGGUUGGAACUGAUUGAGCUUUUACAAAGCAUAAUGACUAAAGUAUUUACCAAAAAAACACGCUCUGAAAGGUUUCUUAACUGUGGUGAUUGUUCGAGGAUUUGUGACUAGAUAUUAUUCCAAGUCCCAACAACAUGGCAUUUUUUUUGACACAGUGUUUGGAUUUUGUGCCAUGUACAGAUUAGUCACAGUGUUUGUUUGUUUGUACAGUUCUGCUUUAAUUUAAGGUGUAUUGGAUAUUAGUGAAUGGCUAAAUUCCAGUACUGAGCAGUCGAUACUCCGAUGCUGGAAGGGUUCUGCUGUACAUGUCUCUAGACCUUCUUAUGCUGUGUCUGAGUGGGACAAAUGACUCUUAUGUUCCAUCUAUUUUGAGCAUUACUGUGGAAUCCAGGGUGGUUAGAUACGUAAGCCUUAAUGUAGUAGAUGCACUUAAAUACAAACUUAAAAGCCUGCUAUGGUGCCAGUUUAUCUGAAAGAAAAAUCAUCCAAGGCAGCAUGACAAAUGUAUCUGAAAUAAAAACACUGCACGAAAUAUCCUUUUCUUUCUGGUAAUGCGUCUAUAGAAUGUUUCAUCAGAACUUUUAAACUAGCUUCUUGAUCGUUCAGCUAUUUAAUUCAUGCACCUCAGACCUUAUCUCUGUCAAUGGAAAUCAUGUUGGUGCGAAUAUUUGACUGGAAUGCAGACCAAGUGCUUUGUUUGAAGCUUCAUUUCAUUUUGCCUCAGAAAGCUAGUCUAAAAACGGUUUGUCAUGAUAAUGCUUGGUUUUAUUCACUUUAGCAACCUUUUUGAGAUACAAUUUGUAAUUUAAACAGUUUAUCGAGACCACCUUCCUCUCUGCCUUUUUCUUCUGUCUCACUUUUAUAUGCAUUUAUAGCUGAUGUAAUGAGUAAAUUAUAUUUAUUUUAUCUUUUAACCAGAGUAUCCUGAGUAAAACCUAAAAUAUUUCAAGCCUUGAAAUGCCAUUUUUUGGGUUUAAGAGUUCGCCCUUGAGAUUGUGGCCUUUUAAUAUGAACCAUAUUUUGGUAACUAAAAGUAAAAAAAACAUAUAACUUUGAUUUAAUCAGAACCAGAUUUGAAGCAGUGUAUGUAAGGCAGGUAUGGAUUUUCAGAAAUUGUCUAUUUUUGUGUGCAGUUAUAAUUGAGCAAAAACAUUGUACUGUAUUUCUUUGUGUAAAGUAAUGCCAAUACAUGUAUAAAGGAAAUCCUAAAAAUGUUCAUUUCAUUCUAUUCUCUUCUCCUUUGUACCUUGUUUUUGGAAAAUUGUGGAUCCUGAGAUGAUAGACAGUAUUUUUCCCCUUUUCCCCAUUUCAUUUUGCAACAAACUAGUUUCAAAGCAGAAUGUCUUAAAUACCAGUAAUAUGAUUAUCACAAUGUGUACCUAACACACUGUAAAUAAGUCAUUCAUGUUUAGUUCAAUAAAACUAAAUAUUUUACAUUAG
Messenger RNA from Callorhinchus milii (elephant shark), 3367 nucleotides. RefSeq names its product major facilitator superfamily domain containing 14A 1 (gene mfsd14a1). NCBI's taxonomy places the organism in Eukaryota, Metazoa, Chordata, Chondrichthyes, Chimaeriformes, Callorhinchidae. Gene Ontology annotation, cellular component: membrane. Bases 101 to 1729 code for a protein of 542 amino acids. The transcript has 12 exons. Gene Ontology annotation, biological process: transmembrane transport. The record is from RefSeq and is a predicted model, not a curated record. Gene Ontology annotation, molecular function: transmembrane transporter activity.